Schizosaccharomyces cryophilus OY26 is the source of this 3348-nucleotide messenger RNA. Its product is annotated as BUB protein kinase Bub1. Lineage: Eukaryota; Fungi; Ascomycota; Schizosaccharomycetes; Schizosaccharomycetales; Schizosaccharomycetaceae. Gene Ontology annotation, molecular function: ATP binding; protein kinase activity. Bases 283 to 3225 code for a protein of 980 amino acids. The record is from RefSeq and is a predicted model, not a curated record. The transcript has a single exon. Gene Ontology annotation, biological process: protein phosphorylation; meiotic sister chromatid cohesion, centromeric; mitotic spindle assembly checkpoint signaling.
UUUCAAACCACAAACCUGAAUGCUCUACUUGUCUUCUUAGGUGAAAAAGAAGUUAAGGAAAGAAUUAAAAUCACGACUACAAUUUCCACUUUGCAUAUUUAUUGUUAAAGUUGACCCUUCUUGGUAUAAUCAGCACUCCUGCUGUAUUCGCCAAGAAAUCUUACAUUGCUUGACCACAGUUGAUUAAUUCAGUAGUUAAAGGAAAACAUCCGGUACAACGUCUACCGUCGAUCAUAUUUCCCGUCCUUAGAUACGGGGUCAAUGCUUUCGACGUAUUAAAAUAUGCCCGAAUGGCACUCUUCGGAGGAUAAGAUUGUGAGUGAAGCGAUUUCUGGGAAUAACCAACAACCGUUGAAACCCCUAGGAAACCGUUUAGAGGAGACACAAACUUUCGCUGUCUUUCAGGAAGAGCUAGAAGUUAUUGAUGAAUUAGACGAUCCUGUGGAUGUUUGGUAUCGCUGCGUGGAAUGGCUAGGGUCUACACAAUACUUAAAGGAGAACACAUUACCGAAGGUUGUAGAAGAUGCUCUUGCUUACUUGGAAAAAUGCCGGUUUGCUCAAAACGACGUCCGACAUUUACGAAUUUGGCUUGCCAAAAUUCAUCGAUUAUGUGCUUCUCCGGAGACGUUCCCUGACGCUGCUCAAGAAUUUUAUCAUUUAGCAAGCAAACGUAUUGGGAUGGAAUUAGCCUUAUACUAUGAGGAGUAUACCUCUUUGUUAGUUCGUAUGCAGCGAUGGAGAGAAGCUUCAGUAGUAUUGCAGACUGGUGUAUCUCGAGAGGCUCGUCCAUUAAAUCGCCUUCUUCGCCAUGCCUCCGACUUCUCAAAUGUCUACAAUGCUUAUUUGAAAAAGUUAUCAGAUGAAAAUAUAUCUUUGGAAUCGCUUCCUUAUGAGCCACCAUUUCCUCCGCCUAGAACCAUACUUGGAACAAAAGCCAGUACAGAUGCAACUUCCACUUCUGAAAAAUUAUCUACCGUACAGAAUAAUGGUGUUCCUCAUGCAGCGAAACCUUUCCAAAUAUAUUCUGAUGCCCCUACUCCUCGUUCUGAACAUACUUUAUCCACUGCAUUGACAGUUCCACCUUCCAAUGUUAUUGGUGAACAAGGUCCAAACCUUCCUCUAUUUUAUGACGCUACUUCUGGAAAGCGAAUUGAGUAUGCGGCUUUUCAUUUCCCUGUUUUGUAUGAGAACGGGCAAGAAAAGUCAAUGGAAGAAUAUAGAGCUGAACGUUAUUUUGCUUCGCUUUCCUCUUCAUUGCAAGCUCCUGAAUCCCAAUCCUUUCCUGUUCCUACCGAUCGUCCUUUGUCCUCUUUCCAAAAUGAACCUUUGCAACCAACCCCCAAAAAAGAAGUGUUUGAUGUUUUAACACCUGUUGCACUUUCUCCAAAGCCCGCUUUGAAACCUUCUUCUCCCACUAUCCAUACAAAAGCUGCUUUGGCUGAUAUAAUGGAUCUUUUUAACCAACCUCUCCGUUCUGAAACUCAACAGACGCCUCCGAAGUCUCCGAAACCAAAUCACUCUUCCGACUUUGGUAGUCCGAAUAAUGUAACAAAAACGAUUUCAUUUAAUGAGCUUUCUUCCGUAAAGGAAGCUACAAACAACUUUGCCCAACCUUCAGCAGUACCUAGUCAUUCUGUUGAUAGCCCUUAUGAGAACAGAGUGUAUAAAAGCCAAUUAGCCCAUUCACCGCAAAAUUCCCAAUUAUUUUCUGGAUUACCAGCAGAUACCUUUGUUAAUGAGUCGUCUCUUCCAGCGAUUUCGAGUAACGCAAAACGGAGACGAACAUUGUCCGGCUCUCCUCCUUCAAUGACUUAUAGAAACCAUUAUGGCUCUAUUCCUUCCUUGGAUGAGCAGCCCAUGUUUUCCUUAAAUGAAAAACACGAACUUCAUACAGUGAACCCCUACCUACAAAAUGAACCUUUUACGAAUAUUCAUGAACAUGAUUCGCUGGUUAUGAAUAAACCUUUAGAGCAUCCUGUUCUACCUCCUUUACCUACUAUUAUCCAUCCCCUCGAUCAACCGCUACGCGACUGCUUAUACCAUGCACUAGGCCCCUACUUAAGAUCUGAUGAAAACUAUCAUGAGAUCGAUAGUAAUUUUACUAUGAUAGAAGCUAUUGAGUCUUUUGUUUCUAAACCAAGGACUACGCCUAGUGGGCGUGGUAGAAGACGAAGUAACAGCACUCGUCUUAGUUUAUUAAAUAGCCCCACUUUUCCUCUGACUUAUCCUCCAAACGUAAAACUUGGGAUCAUAAGUAAACUCGGGCAAGGAGCUUUUGCUCCUGUUUAUCUUGCUAAAGGACUUCCCUUAGAAAAUGAGCUAUCUGAAAAGAGAGAAAGUGAUACCGUUGAUUAUAAGUUGUAUGCAUUAAAAAUAGAGACUCCUGCUUCUUCACUUGAAUAUUAUUUGACACUGGAAGCUCGAAGAAGGAUGAGCGGUACUAGAGAUGUAGGUUCUAUACUUCCCGUCUACUAUUUAUGUAUGUAUCGGAAUACAAGCCAUUUGUUAAUGGAUUAUCGCCCACAAGGAUCGGUCUUGGACUUGGUGAAUUCAUUACGAAACACCUCUAGUUCUGUACCAGGAAUUGAUGAGAUGCUAGUAUUCUUUUUCUCGAUAGAACUUUUUAGAAUCGUUGAAGGGUUGCAUUCACACCAAAUUAUACACGGGGAUUUGAAGGCAGACAAUGCGUUGCUACGCUUGGAAGCAGUGAAUGAUAUAGAAUGGGACGCUUCCUACUCCCCUGAGGGUUUUUGCGGUUGGUCUUCAAAAGGAAUUUUUUUAAUUGAUUUUGGUAGAGGUCUUGAUAUGUCUUUGUUUGAUCCUAAAACAAAAUUUAUGGCAAACUGGGAAACUGACUCUCAAGAUUGUAUAGAAAUGCGUGAAGGUGAACCAUGGACGUAUCAAGUUGAUUAUCAUGGACUAGCCGCUAUUAUUCACACUAUGCUUUUUGGACAAUAUAUUGAGACAAAACUUGACUAUUCCGGCGGUCAGAGACGGCAGGUAUUGACUCAGCGGAUGAAGAGAUAUUGGAACCAAGAACUCUGGAAUCGGCUUUUUGAUGUUUUACUAAAUCCUACGUUGCAAACAUCAGAUGGAAGUCUCCCCAUUCCAGACUUAUUGAAAAAUGUACGAUUAGAAAUGGAGAAUUGGCUUGUUUAUCAUUCCACUAGUGGAAUUGGACUUAAAGGCAUGCUAAAAAAAAUUGAACAAAAGCUUGCUAGCUGAUUUAAGAAGUUUCUCCAAAAAAUAAUGGUUCCUAAUUUCCGUGUAUUUGUAGUACUUUUGUAUAGGAAUAAUUAUUAUUCUAUUUCUCUUUUUGCAAUUCACAAAAUAUUCAUAAUGAACCGC